Molecule: messenger RNA, 1110 nt
Organism: Penicillium macrosclerotiorum
Lineage: Eukaryota; Fungi; Ascomycota; Eurotiomycetes; Eurotiales; Aspergillaceae
Product: threonine/serine dehydratase
Exons: 2
Coding region: 1-1110 (369 amino acids)
Biological process (GO): D-serine biosynthetic process; L-serine metabolic process; pyruvate biosynthetic process
Molecular function (GO): ATP binding; D-serine ammonia-lyase activity; pyridoxal phosphate binding
Source: RefSeq, a predicted model, not a curated record
AUGGCAUCGCCAGCAGAGCAAGCGCAAUUGCUAACUCCGGCCGCUGUUCGCGCCGCGUACAGCUUGAUCCGGCCGUACGUGCACCGGACCCCUCUGUUGACCUGCAAAACCCUCGACACCAUCGCCUCGACCCCGCAGACCCCAGAAGCGCUGGUCGGCACCCCCUUCGAGGGCCAAACGCCCGCAGCCCCACGAUUCCGGUUCUUCUUCAAAUGCGAAAACCUGCAACGUAUUGGCGCCUUUAAGGCCCGCGGCGCCUUCCAUGCUUUGCUGCGGCUACUUGAGGAACGCGGAGAAGAGGAGGUGAAGCGGCGCGGGGUGAUCACGCAUAGCUCCGGAAACCAUGCACAAGCUCUCGCCCUCGCGGCCUCGACGCUCGGCGUCCCGGCCCACAUCGUGAUGCCACGGAUCAGCACGCCGUCGAAGAUUUCCGGGACCCGCUCGCACGGCGCGGAGGUGAUAUUCAGUGGAUCGACCAGUGUUGAGCGGGAGGCUGUGGUUGCAGAGAUCCAGGCCAAGACCAAUGCCAUCCUGGUCCCUCCAUAUGACCACUUCGAUAUCAUUUGCGGGCAGGGCACGACCGCACUGGAGCUGGAGGCGCAGUAUGCCGAGCAGGUUGGCUCUAAGUCCCUCGAUGCGGUUAUCACACCGGUUGGUGGCGGUGGGUUGAAUGCCGGCGUGGCCACUUAUUUCUCAGAUAAGCCCGAGACGAAGGUGUUCGGUGCAGAGCCCAGCUUCGAGGGCGCAGACGAUUGUCGCCGCGGGUUGUUGGCUGGACAUCGUGUGGAAGCUGUUUCAACUCUGACCAUUGGGGACGGGCUUCGUACACCUGUGGGACUACUGAAUUGGGAGGUCAUUUCGGAUAAGAAGAAGGUAGCUGGUGUUUUUGCUGUCACGGAAGAGCAGAUCAAGGCUACAAUGCGCUUGGUGCUAGAGCGCAUGAAAGUAUUCGUCGAGCCAAGUGCAGUUGUUGGGUUAGCCGUAUGUCUCUUCGAUGAAGAGCUCCGGCGGCUUGUUGAACAAGAGGGCGGCGAGAGUGGAUGGGACGUCGCCAUCGUCUUUAGCGGUGGGAACACCACUGUGGAGGCGAUUGCGAAGUUAUUCGGUUAG